UAAGAAGUAAUAGGGCUACAUCUUCCCGGGCAUGGAGCGCGAUGAUGAUGGCGGUGGCGGUGGCCGAGGCGCCCCACAUUUCUUCCUGAUCCAUGGUGGCAGCUCCUUGAGAGUGAGUGUGGCUAAGCGGUGGUGUUGGCUAUGGCGGUGGCGUUCCUCCAGCACUCCAAUUCCAUCGCAUUGCGCCUCUCUUCGGCGAGCACAGCGUCGCUGGGAUCAUCGCCGUCGUCUCGAAAGCCAGCGUUUCUCGGUGGAUUGAGGUUUGAGUCUUCGAGCUCCUUGCAACCCCAUGCGAUAUCUUCUUCGUCUUCCUCUUCUACUUCUUCCAUCUCCGCUGGGGACGAGGCGCUAGAGGCUCACGUCCGCAAUGGAGAUUCGUCGGAGGAGGUGGUGGCAGUGCCCGAGGAAUCGUCCGAGAGUGAGCCGGAGGAAGAGCCAUCGAUCUCCAGCGACGAUGUCCGAGUUGUCCAAGAGAUCGGUGCUGCUAGCAGAGCUCCCGUGGUGCCUGGAAGGAUCUAUGGGAGGCUCAAGAUCAACCUCGAUCUCUUGCUCUACAAAGCAAAGCUCGCGCAGAGGACGAAGAAAAAAUUCAUGGCGGAGGCCAUUCUACGAGAGUGUAUCAGAGACUGGGCGGAUGAUGGUCGAGCAUACGUCGCUUUGGGAACUUCCCUCGUGAAGUCGGGCAAAAUCAAGGAAGCCAGGAAACUCUACGAAGAUGGUUGCCAAGCUUGCCGAGGUGAAAAUCCAUAUAUCUGGCAGGCUUUGGCGGUGCUAGAAGAGCGAAGCGGCAAUGUUUCCAGAGCAAGGACACUUUUCGACGCGGCCACCGUCGCAGAUAAGAAGCAUGCCGCAGCUUGGCAUGGCUGGGCCGUGUUGGAACUUCGAAACGGAAGCAUGAGAAAAGCUCGAGCUUUGCUCUUAAAAGGGCUCAAGUUUUGUGGUCCAAACGAGUAUCUCUACCAGACUCUGGCAAUCAUCGAGGUCAGAAUGGGCGAGAUCGAGCAAGCUAGGACGUACUUUACAAAAGCUACUCAAGCAAACUCCAAGAGCGCAGCAAGCUGGCUGGCCUGGGCACUAAUGGAAGCUGAAUAUGGAAUCAAGGCUUCUGUCAGGCAAUUAUUCCAGAGAGGUCUCCAAGCAGUUCCUCGAAAUGGACACAUAUGGCAAGCCUGGGCUCGCUUCGAGGCCAAGGAAGGAAACAAAGGCCGCGCUCGUCACCUCUUUCAGAGGGGAAUGGAGCUCAAUCCCAAAGACGUGGUACUUCUUCAAGCCUUCGCUCUUUUCGAGUACGACUGUGGACAGCCAGACAUUGCGCGGAGGCAUUUUAGGCGUGCUGUGCUGAUCGAUGCAAAGCACCAACCGUUGUGGCUGGCUUGGGGAUGGGUGGAGUGGAAAGAAGGAAACCUCGACUCCGCGCGUGAUUACUAUCAAAAAUCACUAGCGGUGAGCAACAGGAACCUGAACGCUGUGAAAACGUACCAGGCAUGGGGUGUUUUGGAAGGCAAAGACGAGAACUAUGGUGCCGCAAGAGCUUUGUUCCGGAGCGCACUGCGCCUGGAUUCGCAAAACAUGCCCGCGUGGCUUUCGUGGGCCGCGAUGGAGGAGCGCUGCGGGAACGCCGUUCGAGCCGAGGAGCUGAGAACUCAAUGCCUCCAACAGAGAACCGAAGUCGUGGAAGAAGCGCCGUGGGACGUCAACAUAUCCGAGUUUUUGGCUCCUACGAUCGAGGGUCUAGCCGGGAUUUUGGAUCCAGCGGAGAAGCGAAAGACAAAUCCUCCAGACAUCGCCCAGGAAUUGGGCAGCGCAGACAAAGAUUUCGACAUCGAUGGAUUCUUGGCGGAGAAAUUCCCCUGGAAAUACAAGCCGCCGCAGCAGCAACGAUCGCCCAUCGCGCCCAAAAACUUGACAAAUAAGCCCUAAUGGGGUGCGCCCAAAUGUAAACCCUAAAGCCCAGAGUUACUAUACGACAAUUCAAUCUUAUUAUCAUGAGCCA
This is a messenger RNA of Selaginella moellendorffii, 1993 nucleotides long. RefSeq names its product protein high chlorophyll fluorescent 107. Gene Ontology annotation, biological process: regulation of translation; mRNA processing. The transcript is spliced from 9 exons. Bases 142 to 1920 code for a protein of 592 amino acids. Gene Ontology annotation, cellular component: chloroplast. Gene Ontology annotation, molecular function: protein binding; single-stranded RNA binding; mRNA binding. The record is from RefSeq and is a predicted model, not a curated record. Lineage: Eukaryota; Viridiplantae; Streptophyta; Lycopodiopsida; Selaginellales; Selaginellaceae.